AUGCCUCUAGUGGUACCGAUCCACGGUGGUCUCGUGGUCGGCGCAACAGUUAAGAUAACCGCAACUCCACUGAUGAACGCCGAACGUUUCGCUGUGAACUUCUUGCGCAACAAUGCAAAUCGUGAUCAUUUGCUGCAUGGGGCAGUUAUUCGGAACAGCUGUUUGGAAGGAGUUUGGCAAAAAGAAGAACGUCAGAUCAAUCAGUUUCCAUUCAUCCUCGGUGUCACGUUCGAUAUGAUCGAGAUAAACGGUAGAGAAUUCACGCGCUUCACCUAUCGUGGUGACGUUCCAAUGAAAGACGUGGACAGAUUCGAGUUGAGCGGUGAUAUUGCCGUGCAGAUGGUUCAACUCAACAAUAUCUCGUGA
This is a messenger RNA of Anisakis simplex (herring worm), 366 nucleotides long. The record is from the annotation of a GenBank genome assembly. Lineage: Eukaryota; Metazoa; Nematoda; Chromadorea; Rhabditida; Anisakidae.